AUGCCUGCAAAUUCAUCAGAUAUAGAAGAAUUGCAAGAAAAGAUGCCUGCAAAUUUACCAGAGGUAAAGGAAUUGCAGGAAAAGGUACCUGCAAAUUUAUCUGAGAUAAAGGAAUUGCUGGAGAAGAUAUCUGCAAAUUCGUCAGAGAUAGAAGUUUUGAAGAGGGAAGAGAUAGGGGAAUUAAAGGAACAGAUAUCUGCCAAUUCAGCAGAGAUAAAAGAUUUGAAGCGAGAAGAGAUAGAGAAAUUGAAGGAGACAGUAUAUAAAAAUUCAGGAGAGAUAGAAAACUUGAAGUUUAGGACUGACCUAAAACAAAUAUAUCAGAAGAUAUCUGCAAAUAAAAGCAUCAUAUUAGUUGUUGAGGACGAGAUAGCACAAUUUAAACGGAAGUCUGAUAAUUUUGAGUCCAAGGUACAAGCAAUGAAAUAUGAAUCUGAAGAGUUUGUGGGCAGUAUAGCAUACUUGCGAAAGAAGUCUACACAUUUUGAAAAUGAGAUAGACAGAUUGGACAGCAGAAUUACAGGAUUAAAUUGGUAUUAUCCUAGACCAUACUAA
This is a messenger RNA of Anneissia japonica, 555 nucleotides long. Its product is annotated as peroxisomal and mitochondrial division factor 2-like. The transcript has a single exon. The coding region runs from base 1 to 555 and encodes 184 amino acids. NCBI's taxonomy places the organism in Eukaryota, Metazoa, Echinodermata, Crinoidea, Comatulida, Comatulidae. The record is from RefSeq and is a predicted model, not a curated record.